This is a messenger RNA of Dermatophagoides pteronyssinus (European house dust mite), 1449 nucleotides long. RefSeq lists its product as uncharacterized. Lineage: Eukaryota; Metazoa; Arthropoda; Arachnida; Sarcoptiformes; Pyroglyphidae. The record is from RefSeq and is a predicted model, not a curated record.
UGUGAUUGAAUAAUGUUCAAUUCAUCAUCAUAUUUGAUAUUAGUAACCAUUCUACAUGUAAUGAUGAUCAUUCUUCCCAUUCAAACAAUGACAACCACUAAAACACAAAAAGAUGAAAUCUGUGAAAGAUUACGACAAAACAAUGGUAGCAAUUUGAAUAUAUUGGCCGUAGGAAAAACACAAAAACGUUUAUUAUUAAUAACGAAAGAUUUCUAUGUUUAUGAUACACCGCUUGAAUCAUUGGAUUCGUCUAUUAAUAAAUUAUAUCUCAAAACACAACCAAUGAAAAUGUCGGAAAAAUAUCCAAAACUUUUUGAUGAUCAACGAUUCGAUCAUAUUAAAAAUGCCAUAUCAGUUGCAUUCAUUAUGAAUGAUCCGGAUAGUGAUUGGAUUUGUUUAGCGCCACAUCAUCGAACUGGUAAAGGAGGUAUUAAUUAUGAUAUUGACAAUUCUCAAGUAAUAAGGGGAUGGCAAUAUUUAAGUAGGGAUAAUGAUCCAUUAGCAUUAUUAUCAACAAAUCAAAUAUGUCAAUAUUAUUCAUUACAGUUCAAGUAUAGUUUAUUAAUGAAUCACUGGCGAUGUCAAAGAGGUAAUCGUGUUCGUGAGGUUAAACUAAUCAAACCUGAAGAUAGAGAUUCAGUCAUUUGUUCAACAUCAACAUCAAAUAAUAAUUUAACUAUUUUUGUUCAACAAGUUGGCCGUCUUUCAGGAAUCAGAUGUCCUCGUGGCAAUCCGGUACAUUGGCCAAUAGUAAAGGGAUUUGUUACCGAUGGUAAAUUUUAUCUAUUUGGUCGUACAAAUAUCUAUAUAUUCAGUGAAGAUGUUUAUCAUAAUCAAGGUAAAGAAUAUCCGGUGGAAAAACGUAGUUAUGAUUCCUUUUUUAAUUGUGCCGGUAUUAUUCCACCAAGUGCUCUUUCCAAAUCAUAUUUCUUUUGGAUAAUCGGUGCAAUCAUAUUGUUAUUAUUGAUAUUAAUGAUAAUAUUAUGGUGUAUAUUGGUUCGUCGUCGUCAACUAUCAUUUGCGCAUGGAAAAACUGGACGUUCAUUUAUGAUGUCCGGUAAAUUAACAAAAUUAUCAACACAUAUUGCUUCUGCAAGAGUUCAUAAUAGUUUUAGUCAUAAAAAUUCACAACAUGCCAAUCAACCUAAUAUGCCCAUGGCGGCGGCAAGCAAUCGUGGAAAUUAUCGACCAUCAUCCGGCAGAUUAUCCGGUGGAUCAACUCAUAUAACUGCUCGUACUGGUCUUGAUCGUAAAAGUAAUAUGCCCAUCACCAGUUCUAGUAAACCAAAUCAAUUGAAACGUUUAACAUGUACAGAAAGCUGAUAAUUAUAUCAAACCAUCGACACAAGAAUGGUUUUUUUCGUUGAAGCGUAACGGUUAUGUGUGGCCACCGCUGCCGUAUACAUUAUGUAAACAACAACAACAACAGUCACAAUGCUCAGUUUUAAU